This is a messenger RNA of Cyphellophora europaea CBS 101466, 630 nucleotides long. RefSeq lists its product as uncharacterized. The coding region runs from base 1 to 630 and encodes 209 amino acids. The transcript has a single exon. NCBI's taxonomy places the organism in Eukaryota, Fungi, Ascomycota, Eurotiomycetes, Chaetothyriales, Cyphellophoraceae. The record is from RefSeq and is a predicted model, not a curated record.
AUGUCUUACGUGAGCAAGAUCAACGCCGACCCCGGCCCAGAGGAGCUGCGCCGCCUGUACGACCAGUGGGCGGCGACCUACCACGAGGACCUAACCGGCGACUCGCAGAACUACGUAGCUCCCGCCAUCACGGCCCAAGCCGUUCUCAAGACCCUCGGCACCGACCACAUCGACCCCGACCUGGAGAUCCUCGACGCCGGCUGCGGCACGGGCUGGGUCGGCACCAAGUUGGCCCAGGUGGGCGCCAAGCGCAUCGACGGCAACGACAUCAGCCCCGGCAUGCUCAAGGUCGCGCGCGAGACGGGCGUGUACCGCCACCUCAACACCGUCGACCUGACCAAGCCGCUCUCCGUGCCCACCGGAACCUAUGAUGUCGUGACCUGCAUCGGCACCUUCCUGCUCGGCCACGUGGGCCCCGAGGCCCUGCCGGAGUUCGUGAGGAUCCUCAAGACUGGAGGCAUCGUCGUCGCGACCGUGCGCGACAACGUCUGGGAGGCCAAGGGAUACAAGGCUACCAUUGACAAGCUGGUCCAGGAGGGGAAGAUCAAGUUGAUCAGUGCCCAGAUCUCCGACUACCGCAAGGGGGCUAACAUUGAGGCUUUCCUGGUCAUCUUCAGCAAGAUUGCCUGA